GUUUCACUGGCGGCGCGCCUAGGGGCGCUUCCAGGGCUUUUUGAUGCAGUCGCUUCGGUCAUGCUUUCAGGAGCUCAGCGGCGGUAGACCGACGGUACCUAUCACACGUUUCCGCGAAUUCUUCGGCAAAAUCAUGCCUAAGGUUAGCAAAGAAAGCCUGGAGCUGUUCAUAAGGCCGUACCUGGUGAAUGGCGAUGAGGUUGACCAUAAGCAGCUGCUGGAGUCGCUGAUGUGCGGCUUAGACGAGGAACGCGACCGGCAACUACAGGCUGCGCAGGAUGAAGUUCGAUCGCUGAAGGGCGCCCUAUCGCGGCAUCCCUUGGAGUUUACCGUGGGGCAGUACAACAUUUUGGCCGGAUACAUGGGGAACAACAUGGAACCCUGGUUUCUGUAUGGCAUCGAUAUGCCUCCUGAGAAGAGAAAGCAGGUCUUCAAGCUGCACGGUGAGAGAAAAGCAGAUGGAAAGCCGGCCAAUCCGGGCUGGCCCAACUAUGUGAAGGGAAUUUUGACGCCAGAGGAGAUUCAGAAAGUAGAAGAAGAGCAUCAGAAGAACUUCGCUUGGGAAACUCGAAAAGACCGACUGCUUGAUGUUAUCGGAGAAAUGGAUGCGGAUUUGCUCUCGCUAGUUGAGUGCGACCACUACGAGGAUCAUUUCAAGCCUGCCUUAGAGCGCUUGGGCUACGGCUCCACGUGGCGCAAGCGCCCGCGUCCCAGCAGCGCGGAUGGCUGCUGCCUGGCCUGGCGACGGCAACUCUUCGACCUCGUGGCGGAGGAGUCCGUCGAGUUCGUAGCUGGGUGCUGGCUCCGGGAGAGCGGCAGCUGCAG
Molecule: messenger RNA, 825 nt
Organism: Cladocopium goreaui
Lineage: Eukaryota; Dinophyceae; Suessiales; Symbiodiniaceae
Source: the annotation of a GenBank genome assembly